Dermacentor albipictus is the source of this 5481-nucleotide messenger RNA. RefSeq names its product Rac family small GTPase Mtl (gene Mtl). The record is from RefSeq and is a predicted model, not a curated record. Gene Ontology annotation, molecular function: GTPase activity; GTP binding. Gene Ontology annotation, biological process: small GTPase-mediated signal transduction. NCBI's taxonomy places the organism in Eukaryota, Metazoa, Arthropoda, Arachnida, Ixodida, Ixodidae.
ACUCUGGUACUCUGUAGUGGAGCUGAUGGUCUGGAUAGGCUUCGGUUGAUGCACGAACGAAUUCAUUGUGCGAUUAUUACAGUGGGCGGCUAGUUAAACGCGGGUCGACGAAUAACUUUCUGCGGAUCGCAUGCAAGUGUCUAGUGCGGAUGUUGUCCGUUCGCUCCGUCAUACCAUGCCUCCGGCGGUUGCGUGAACACGCCCUGUCCGUGAUUGAUCAACGCCUCGGUGGCAUCAGCAGAUCCCAGUGACACGGUAACUCCUUGUUUACGCUCCCGUGUGCCGCACCGUUUCAGAACUCGACUGUGUGAAGCCAUGCAGAAGGUCGGCGGCAGUGUGUCAUCGGGACGGCCCAUCAAGUGUGUGGUGGUGGGUGAUGGCACUGUGGGCAAAACGUGCAUGCUCAUCUCGUACACGACAGACUCAUUUCCGGGUGAGUAUGUGCCCACCGUGUUCGACAACUAUUCGGCGGCCAUGAUGUGCGAUGGUGUGCCUGUCAGCCUGGGCCUCUGGGACACUGCUGGUCAGGAGGACUACGACCGCCUCAGGCCCCUCUCGUACCCACAGACAGACGUGUUCCUCAUAUGCUUCAGCGUGGUGAGCCCAUCUUCCUUUGAGAAUGUCACCUCCAAGUGGUUCCCGGAGAUCAAGCACCACUGUCCUGAUGCGCCCAUCAUACUUGUUGGGACCAAGAUGGACUUGCGCGAGGACAAGGAGACCCUGCAGCAGCUGUCGGAGCAGGGCCUGUCGCCAAUCAAAAGGGAGCAGGGCCAGAAGCUGUGCUCCAAGAUCCGUGCCAUCAAGUACCUCGAGUGCUCAGCCCUCACCCAGAGAGGCCUCCGACAGGUGUUUGACGAGGCAGUGCGUGCAGUACUCCGGCCAGAGCCUCUGAAGCGGAGGCAGCGGCGAUGCAAGAUCGUCUAGGGAUCCCCUUCUCUCCACUUUAUUUUGUUCUAAGAGCAGCGGGACAGCAGAGGGUCGUUCAGCAUCUGACCCACCUGCAACCACCGUGCGGACUUUUUCUCUCCGUCUCUAGACCCUCGUCGAGGACGUGUAGGUGCAGACACACAAGAAAGAAGGAAACAGUACGGCAUGUACCACUUUCCCGACUAACUCAGCAGCGCGAAUUCAUGUCGUGCCAGGCGCGACACAUGGAGGCAGCGCUAAACCUGUUCUGCUCCUUCUCACAUUUGCUCUGUGCUGCCAUUCUCUUGGAUAUAACACAGUGACCUGAAUUUUUGUUAAGACAACUUUGAAAGAUGUUGCAAUUACUGCCACUUUGGUUAUUCUCAAAUUUUGCAACAAAAUUGCUUUUCUUAGUUGGCGUUGUUCAGUGAUGCACUUAGCGUCAUUCUGUGCCUGGUUCGUCCACAUUUAGUUGCCAGCAGGCAAUAAAAUGAGUGUGUUGCUGUCGAUGCUCGCAGCACCUAUGCUGAGGUGCAUAUGACUGUUCUUUUUUGCUUUUCCUACAUGAAUCAGCUAAGUGAGGGUGCUGAGAGUAUUACUAAAUGACCUGGGCAAUAUAAUGUGAUCUUGUUAAAAGAUUUGAUAAGGAAGCAGCAUUAAGCACAAAAUCUUUCAAAGCUGCCAGAACAAAAUGCAGGUAGUCAUGUUCACAUGAACAGUUCAUUACGGAAGUCCAAAUGCUGAGAAGGUUGAUGGCCGAAGCUUGUUGAAGAGCUGCAACCCACAUACAAGGUGUCCAAUAGGCAUUACGUAAUGGGAUAUUGGUUUCUUGUGAUGAACAAAAUACUGAAGACGAAAUUACUACUGGCAUGCCAUCUACUGUACAUGUGUUUCCAUCUUGAGCAUAUCUUGUGCUUUACUUCAACACAUGAGAAUCCUCCACAGUUGUCUGAUGUGUUCAUUGUGCAUGCUCUUGCACAAGCUGAAGAGACGCUCCACUUGCACCAUCGUUACCCUUGUGGAAUGUAUGCGUAGUUUGUUAUUCCCUUUGAUUCUUCUUCUCUCUCUCCAUCAACUAGCAUAUCAUUGCCAGGAAAGUUCAGUUUUCCCACUUUACAGUAAAUUAUGUCAUGUGAAACGUGGUUGUAGUAAUAACAAGUAGCUAAUAGAUAAGCCACACUUCUUGCAUGGUUAUCCAGUGCAGCUAUAGUAAGCACACUUCUGAAAGCCCACCUUUGUUGGGCCUCAAAAAAAGCUGCGGACUCUUGUCUCAGCAAAAGUAAGACUUGGGACAGUGUGUAGUUCCCAAUAGCAAAACCAACACUAUUCCAGAACGGUAGAAAGAAAGUAGAAAAGAACAAUGGCAGCAGUACUGUGAUUCUGAAAAGUGAUUGUACAGUUGAGAAAUUCAUACCAUGCUGGCCUUGUACCCAGUACAUCGUUGCUAUUUUCACAGUAUCUGCUAUUUUCACAAUGUCGCUGUUACAGCCAUCACCUGAGCAGUUGGUUUUUGCGACAGUGGUGCUACAGUCACGACAAAGGUGCCGAACAUAAAGUAGUGUUUCCACCACUUCAGCUUAUAGGUCUGUUGUUGCUUGCAAUGCCAUACUUCAUCUGGACUUCUUACAUUAGUUUGACUAUCUUUUCUGUGGGAGACAAUGGAUAAAGGUGUGAUGAUCGUUUAAGAAUGGUGCAACUUACCACACAUAGUGCAUGAGCAUUGUGUAGGCAGACAAAUGAUGAAAUGGUUGAGACAGGUUCCUGGCUUUUAUGGCAGUUAUAAAAAUGUUUCUUCAAAAAGUGGCAGCAUUGUCUAGACUGGCUUGCAUUAAUGCAACUGCAGCAGUCUAGGAAGCACUGGCAUCAUGCAGACCAUCUUGCAGCACUCUUACUGGAGGGCUGUCCACAGUGUCAGGAGACGUGCAAACAAUUGGGAGCAUGUAAGCAACCUUUGUUCCAUCACUUCUGACACACAUUGAGCAUAGUCACUUUUUUCUCAGAGCACUUUGCUCUGUAUGGUUAUGCAGUGCAGUGUGGCUCAGGCUGUCCUAAAGCUGUUCUGCUGCUUGCCCCCUUCGUGCCAGGAUGUCGGCCUUUUUACGCGUUCGUGUCAUGUGUUCGCACUAGUGUUCAAGUGUGUUGCAUUCACCUCUAGGAUUUAGUCUGCACUGCAGUAAUAAAACUUUGUGGCCAAAUUUUAAUAUGUCAAGAGAAAUUAGGCAAGAAAAAAUUAAGAGACAUAAAGUAACGUUAUUGCAAAUAAGUGUGCUGCUCCUCAAAUUACAUGCAUGUUCCUUUCCUUUCGAGCUUUGAGACACCUCUUUGCAGAUUUCCUUUAAAUUAGUUGAUAUAUUAGUAUAUCCUCAAGUCAUUUGGAGUGUUACAGAGGGAGUGGGUACAAAACAUUUGUCAAAACAAACAAUAUGUGAAGUAAAAGGGGAAAAAAAAAGCAAUUGCAGUUACUUCAGAAAGUGGUCAGUUAUAGCAGACUUCAAAGUAGCUCCUUCUGUUGUAGUUAUUCUGCAGCUGCUAGUGCGAUUGCAGUAUUACACAACUAAAAUACACAGGAAAAAAUUAAUGAAUGAGCAAUUAUUUUACACAAGGGAUACAUUUGCUGUUAAUAAUAACCUUUGGAGCCAAGCAUGUGUUCACAACGGAAACGCUACAAUGGCCCUGCAAUACUUUUCGAAACUGGUGAAGGAAACCCUCUGAAACACAGGACAGUGCUGUUAACACCUGAGCUAAAUACCAUAUUGGCAGGAAUAUACCGCAAGUUUUUUCUUUUAUUUUCUCUGGUGCUUGCAGCUGCGUUGAGCUAAACCACCAGGCACCACUGCAUUUGCGACCGCAUACAGAGACCUCUUGCACAGACCCUCCUGUGCCUGUGUGCAGUUAUUGUUCCUGAUUGUGCCGCGGCAGCUUGCCUCAUUGUGCUCACUUCCAUUUUGCCUCGCUCAGGGUGGUCAAGCUGGGAGUUGCUGCCACUGUGCAUUUUGCACUGUGUUUCUUCUGGUUUAGAACGCUGUUAGUGCCACAUCAAUUUGGUUGCGGGGUAUUCAUAGCAACCUUGAACAACACGAUUGGUGCUGUUCUGAAGAUGCGUAAAGCGAGUGGUCUUCAAAGUCGCACACUGGAUCACCCGACAACGCCGCAUAAAAGAAAGAUAAGUAAAAAGCAGGUGGUGCUUGACGUCUUGGUACGUCCCUUGGCUCUGGUAUGGGAGAAGGCUGGGAAGGAACACCGCCUGUGAACGCUGCCAGAGACGAAGAAUGUCCCCCAUUGGCUGGUUCGCUUGCCUCCUUCUGGCAUGGUAACAGGACUGUUACUUUCUUCUGUCACCUUCAUUAUUGAACAGACCUGAAAAAUUAUUUCACUAAAAUGCUCCUUAAGCAGCGUUUUACAGCUUCCUGUAUAGAACCACAAUUCACGCCGGUGCCUGAUGAGGCGCCCUUUAAGUGCAAAUGUAACUAAAUCUAGGUAACACUUGGCAGAUAACACGUGCCAUGCAAAAUUAUCUUUGCGUUAUUAGUAAUUUUUGGUUGCCAUGUUGUGAAGAACAACGAAUGGUCACAAGCGGAUGCCUUACUAGACUAAUUAUCGUCGUAAAGUGAAUCCGCACUGAUAAUGUGGGGAGGAUAAUGCGAGAGUCGGUUCAAGCCAGAAGAAGGAAGUUCAGGCAAAUCCAGGCACUGACUAUCCCUCCCAUGCUCACUGAACAGUCUGUGUGCAGGCACUAGUGUCGCAUUUGGUUCUAAUGUACUUUGCGUGAAGCUUAGCCACAGCGGGCCUCAAUUAUUAAAAUAUUUAAUAUGGAUUGCUUCAAUCAGCAUACAAUGCUUGUCAUGGUUAGCAGUGACAAUGUGAAAAUGUUUUUUUUUAUUGUUGUUGUUCGUGCAUUUCAAGGAGCUUAUUUGUCAUAAGCUAUGCAUUUGACUGUACUUCUAGAAAGCAUUGCAUUGCGGCAUAAACAAGUCCCAGGCACUUCGUAGCUCAAGUUUUGUUCUGUGUCGUCAGGCACGUUUAUUUGCAGCAUUGUCCUAUGUUUCAUGUAGCUGUUGAUAGCAUUUCUGAUUCUAUGUGAAAGCGACACUUCAGGCAGCAGUACUUUCACUUGGGAGCAGCAGUGCACAAUGUUGAAAGAUGGUGUCCCAUGGGGGAACGUGCAUUCGAUCUGCAUCAGGCAUGCUGGUGUGCGCCAACUAGCUUGCACACACACCUAUGUGCCUGCGAAGCCUCUUGGCAAAAGACACUGGAUACAUAACACUAACUGCGUCAUCAAAUGCAUGGCACAGUGCUGUCAGUUUGCUAUUACCUAGGUGCCAAGUUGCUGCUGCAAGUGUUACUGUACCUAAACAUUAAGAAUUUCCUUAAAAUUGCUAACUCACUUCUUUGACGCACUGGAAAUAAUUUAGGCAAAAGGACAGAUAAAUGCAUUCCUGGCUUAUCCAGGUGCCAAUCUUCAUAGCAGAAGUUUCCAACAAUUUAUAGCAACAAAAAAAAAGGGGGCAGACAGCAUGGGCAAGCUGCGUGGUGUUCACCUUACAGUAUACCGACGUAACGUCGUUUCCUUUGUAG